GUCUUUAGUUAAUGGCGGAACGGUUUGCUCAGGUAACUUUUUUGAAGGAGCUGCUUUUGGAGUAUUUUCAGUCUCUGUGGAUGUUUGCUUUUCUCCUGUAUUUAGGCGAGUUCGUGAAAUUUGGCUUUGUUCUUCCUUUUCUGUUUCGGGUAUUUGAUUUGAAUGAGUACUUGGUGUUGACGGGGCACUAUUAGUUUUGGGGUGUGGGUUCUCUUCGUAUUCCAGGUCUUCAAUGGUACAUGCAAUGUUAUUCACAAAGAGUUUAUUUCCUCUGAUAUAACACCGAUUUUGGGUGUUUUCUCUAGCUUGCUUUAGACAAGUUCUCAAAAUUUUAUUCUCAUUCCUUUGAUUUCCGGUCAGAUCCUGGGCAAUGUAUAUUUUUGAUCCUUUUAGAUUGCGGCAAUUCUGAAGGAUUUCUUUUUUCUUCAUUUGUGAUACCAACUCAAGUUUGAUAGAAUAAUUUUUAUCAUUUCCCAAUUUAUAAAUAUUGCUAAUGUCUGACUGUAAUAGGUUCACAUCAAGUAGUUGUUUGAUUUGGUUACAUAUGAAAUCGAUUGAUACUUCUUUAGGAUUUUUGUCGAGCUCAAAAAUGACUAGAUUUUUCUUUCUAUUCUCUUUCUCUAGUGACUCAACUUUAUUUUUGAGUUCUAGAUUUUCUUUCUCUUAACUCUUCACCUUAUUCUUGAGGGAUUCAAUUUUCAGACUGACUCGUACUUCACUAGCUUCAAUACUGUUUUUCAACUCACUCCUGUUUCUGACUAUUUCAUCAUACAAUUGCUUCAAAGUAAUUUCCGUUUCAUCGUUUCUCAUUUUAUCACUGUAGACGUGUGUGAGCACCUUAACGUCAAUUAUUUGUGGAUUCUGGCUACCGCUUUUUGUGAUGGUGAAAUUAUUUAGGUCAGAUGUUCGUUUGUGAUCUUGUUAAACUCUCAAUGUCAAUAUUGUUCAUUUACCAACUCCAUAAGUCAAUACUUUGCUUUUCCUUCCAAAGAAAUAUGAAAAAACUGACCACAGUUGGAACCAAUGUUGAUGGUUUGAGCUGUAUAGCAGGAAUGAAAGUAUAUUCUAUGAUAUUGAUAAUAUUAUUGCACAGGAAUAUGUUCGAUUUCGGAGCAGCGGUCUUGAAUAUUGAAGAAAUAGAAGAAUAUUAUUCCAGGUUUGAGCUUACUUUCAUUCUGAAUGGCCCCAUUUUAGUAGACUCAUUCUUCACAAUAUCAGGAUUUUUAGCAACGUAUCUGUCGCUACACUACUACUAUAAAAUGAAACAUAAAAUUAAUAUUCUUCAUCUUUAUAUACACAGAUACAUCAGAAUGGCCCCAACAUAUGCUGUUAUUUUGGCGUUCUAUUGUACGCUAUUUGUUAAGUUAGGAAAUGGACCUUUAUGGCAAGAGAGAAUUGGCGUAGAGCAACAGAAAUGUCAAAAAGUUUGGUGGGCAAAUCUUCUGUUCAUUAAUAAUUAUUAUGAUACCAAAAAUUAUUGCAUGUUUCAGUCUUGGUAUAUGGCAUGCGACAUGAACGCAUUCUUGGUAGUUCCUAUAAUUUGUCUCAUUUUGUACAAGAAAUCGAUCGCAGGAGUCCUAACCAUUUUUGUACUCAUCUUUGCUUCAAUUAUCACCGUUUUCAUCACUGUAUAUCAGUUUGAUGAACUUCCUGUUUUACUCCUGUAUGUGAAAAUUCUACUUUCUCCAAGUACAGACAGCACAUUCCUUAGAGUUUAUAUUCCAGGACAUAUGAGAUCAUCGUCCUACUUUGUCGGAGUUAUGGCUGGAUACGUGAAGUAUAGGAUGAAUCUUGAUAACUACAAGAUACCAAAGAGAUGGGUCAGAUUUGGAUGGAUAGCCACUGUCCCUUUAUUAUUUUUGUCGCUUCAUAUUUCGUUCAUUUUCUAUGUUAUGCAAGUUCCCACUUGGUUUUCAGCACUCUAUGCUUCAAUGCAUCAUUUAUGCUGGAGUUUGGGCAUAGCGUGGAUGUUAAUUGCCAUUUCUUCUGGUUACGGGUACUGGGUGGGUCCCAUACUGAGUUGGUCUCCAUUAGUUAUAUUGAGUAGAUUAACAUACACGGUGUACCUGUGCCAUGGAGCGAUUCAAAUGUUUUCGUCUGGCAUAGUUAGACAACCCAUAUAUGCCAGCACUUUCAAUACUGUAUAUUUUAUGAGAAUAAAUGCAAUAAGGAGUUUGAAAAUCUUAACCACGCAGUAUCAGUUGUUGGAUAUGGUUCAGAAAAUGGUACAGACUACUGGUUGGUCAAGAACUCCUGGGGCGAUAGCUGGGGAAUGGACGGGUACGUUAAGAUGUCCAGAAAUAAGGAUAAUCAAUGUGGAAUUGCAACAGCGGCUGUUUAUCCAAUCUUGA
Leptinotarsa decemlineata (Colorado potato beetle) is the source of this 2351-nucleotide messenger RNA. RefSeq names its product nose resistant to fluoxetine protein 6. NCBI's taxonomy places the organism in Eukaryota, Metazoa, Arthropoda, Insecta, Coleoptera, Chrysomelidae. The record is from RefSeq and is a predicted model, not a curated record. Gene Ontology annotation, molecular function: acyltransferase activity, transferring groups other than amino-acyl groups.